This is a messenger RNA of Mugil cephalus (flathead mullet), 3500 nucleotides long. RefSeq names its product septin 4a (gene septin4a). Gene Ontology annotation, molecular function: molecular adaptor activity; GTPase activity; GTP binding. NCBI's taxonomy places the organism in Eukaryota, Metazoa, Chordata, Actinopteri, Mugiliformes, Mugilidae. Gene Ontology annotation, biological process: cytoskeleton-dependent cytokinesis; regulation of exocytosis. The record is from RefSeq and is a predicted model, not a curated record. Bases 265 to 1821 code for a protein of 518 amino acids. The transcript is spliced from 13 exons. Gene Ontology annotation, cellular component: cell division site; synaptic vesicle; septin ring.
GGGAUAAUUGUCAGAUGAUGUUAGCCUUAUGUGUCAUCAUAAACCAAACUAAAACGUAUUAUUAUUAUUAUUAUUAUUAUUAUUAUUAUUAUUAUUGUUAUGUCAGGGAGCAGGAUGACAUUACCGAGUAGACCGUGAGUUACACACGGAGCUCAGACCGCGAGAGAGCGCGUGUAACACCGUAAUGUGUCCGUGACAGAGUGUGUGUAACACCGUAAAGCGUCCGUGCUCUGAUCUGGGGACUGUUUUUAAACCGACAGGAUCAUGGAGCGCAUGUCGUCUCCGGUCAGAUACCGCAGCAACAAAAAAGAUCCUGCUUCUUUUUUAAUGUCUGAACAAAAAGCUGCAACUUUAUCAGAAAGGGAGUUGUCCAGUCUGUCCAUUGACGAUCACGAGGACAUACCGUUUCCUUACGCCAUGAGGGAUCUGCCUCCCGCCCCUCAGUCUUUCGAACUACGCCAUGCAGUGGGAAUCGGGGCGGCAACCAACGGGGGACACCCCAGCCUUCCUGGGAGCCCGCGUCUGCCCCGUCCCGUCCCGUGCCACGGCGUUGGCUCUCCUACUAUACCCCCGAGAAGAAAUCAUGUAUCAGCGGACGGAGACUUUGAGCCCCUGUUGCUGAGGAGGCAGCUUGUCUCCCAGGUGUCUUUUGACGCGCCGCUCAGCCCGGUCUCGCGUCCUCAAAGCCCCUGGGGACGCUUUGACCCCUAUGACUGUCCAGAGGAUCAGGACAAAGAGUAUGUAGGUUUUGCCACGUUGCCCAACCAGGUUCAUAGGAAGACGGUGAAGAAAGGAUUCACAUUCACGCUGAUGGUCGCAGGGGAGUCGGGCCUCGGUAAAUCCACACUAAUCAACAGUUUAUUCCUCACUGACCUCUACAAAGACAGAAAAGUCCCUAACGCCGAAGAGCGAAUCAGUCAAACAGUCGACAUCAUCAAACACACCAUUGGCAUCGAGGAGAAAGGAGUCAAACUGAGGCUCACCAUCAUAGACACACCAGGGUUUGGAGACGCCGUCGACAACACACAGAGCUGGAAGCAAAUAGAAGACUACAUCGACCAGCAGUUUGAACAGUACUUCAGAGACGAGAGCGGGUUGAACAGAAGGAACAUCCAGGACAACAGAGUCCACUGCUGCCUCUACUUCGUCUCUCCAUUCGGCCACGGUCUUCGGCCUCUGGAUGUGGAGUGUAUGAAGGCCUUGCAUGAAAAAGUCAACAUAAUUCCCGUUCUGGCUAAAGCUGACAGUCUGACACAAGCAGAAGUCUGCAGGAAGAAGAUGAAGAUCAGGGAGGAGAUCAAGCAGUUCGGGAUAAACAUCUACCAGUUUCCAGAAUGUGAUUCAGAUGAGGACGAAGACUUUAAGAUGCAUGAGCAGAUACUCAAGGACAGCAUCCCGUUUGCUGUGAUUGGGAGCAACGUACAGGUGGAAACUAAAGGCCGCAAGUUCAGGGGUCGAGUUUAUCCCUGGGGCGUCGUAGAAGUGGAAAGCCCGGCUCACUCCGACUUCCUGCUGCUGAGGAACAUGCUGGUGAGGACGCACAUGCAGGACCUGAAGGACGUUACACGGGAGACGCACUAUGAAAACUACAGAGCCCAGUGCAUCCAGAGCAUGACGCGCAUGGUGGUGCAGGAGAGGAAACGCAGUUUGCGUGAGAAGUAUCGAGAGAAGAGUGAGGCGGAUAUUCCUUUGCCGCUGGCCGUCGUUGACUGCGAGAAGGAGAGACUCAUCUUUGAGAAGGACGAGGAGCUGAGGAAGAUGCAGGAGGUGCUGGAGAGGAUUCAGGAGCAGAUGCAACACAGCGAGAGCGGUGGCUACUGAUUCUUCCAUCAGUCCCUCAGGACAGGAGACAAACAAGGAGCCGCAGAGAUCAUAGAGGAGAGAGAUGGACAUCGGCCAUGAUGAGUUAUGACGUUCCAAUCCAAAAUUUCAUGUAAACAUUUCAUUUCAGCCUCUACAGGUCGAUUGGUUGAUCCAACUCUUUCCAAAAGGCCCAAUGGGGCAAAAAAAUGUGUGAACCAGGGGUUGCACGGAUAUUUCAAAUAUUUAAAGUCGACACAGACUAGUGACUGAUGACGUCAGUAAUAAAAACACAGUGGAAAGUAAAGCAGCACUACAAUUAAUUCUAUAUUCUUGAUCUGAAUACAUACGCUGAAAACAAACAGCUCAUAAACUAGAUACUGUGAGCUGCAGAUAUGUAUAGCCUGUAUAAAAAUAGGCAGCGACUCAGCACCAUCAGUAGCAUUUAAUAGCAUAGCUGGGUUACAAAAAAGAUAAAGAUGUGAUAUUUCUCUGAAGCCUUCUCUGUGUAUAAAAGCUAAAGGUCUAACAACUUUCAAAAAAUGGUUGAUGUGCAGCCUCAUUCUCUUUGUUGUGAAGCUGUUAAUUAACUGGGGUUAGCGGAUGCCUUUUCAUGGGAGUGUACAUUGCAGUAGUACUUUAGUUGUAUUUCAGGACUGAUGUAAACAUUCUGCAUGUUACAGCUUCAUCUUAAUGAAUCUUUGCUAGUCUUACUGCACCCACUCGGCUCAUCCUCACUUGUCUUCUCGGAGGCGUCCAUGUUGUUACUGUCACGUGAUCAGUCACUAGUCGACAUCACGCUUAAAAUGUCACAGCACAGGAGUCUGUACAACCCCUAGUGCGCACGUUACACUAAAACAUUGUUGGCUCACAUGCAGCCAGGAGACCCAUGUUCCAGUGUUGGCUUCUAAUAAAUAAUUACUUACUAUUAGUUUUCAAACACUUUCAAACACAAGCACACAAAGUGGUUUGACUCCAACCACAUAGAAACAAUCAGGUGUUUACAUGGUGUUAGGAGCUAACAUUUUCUGGAUUACCAAAGGCCUUGUGAUCAGGCUGAGGUGGUUACAUGAGACAUUUUUAUUCUGACUGGGGUAUUUCUUCAAAUUAUUAGUGUAAACACAGCAAACUUCCCAAGGUGAUCUGUUUAUUAGUUACCAGUACCAGAGCCAUAUAUUAGAGAGAGUCUGACCAACUGAAAUCAUGGCCGCCAUGUUUGCUACCUCGGAGAGAAGAUUCUACAGUGUAACGCUGUGGGGUGGAUGUGCUGUGUUGAAAUGAAUUUCUUAUUUUCACCAUUAAUGGGGCUAUAAAUGUUACUGCCAACGUCUGGCAAUAUGUUAAAAACCCUCACUUAAAUAUAACAGCAUUAAAUGGACAUAAAUUACAUGCACACGUGGGUUUCACAGUAUAUAGGACGAUAGCUGCUAUUUUUCCAAGCCUUUCGUCUAAAAAAACUAGCUAGCAUAAGGCUAGCAUAAGGCCUUGUUAACUUCAAACUUUGUAAAGCAGUGUAAAGCAGUGUUGGGCAUUUUUGACAGUCCAUUCCCUAGUUGGCCAGACUCGCUCUGAUAUACGACUCUGACUAUUAUGAUGCAACACUGCCACCUAGUGGUGGCUGUAGUUUUACGAUUGUUUUUAAAUACUUAAGUUUUGUGUUUUCUAACUCAUGAGUUACUGAUUUUCUUUCAUUUUCUAUU